Messenger RNA from Periconia digitata, 642 nucleotides. NCBI's taxonomy places the organism in Eukaryota, Fungi, Ascomycota, Dothideomycetes, Pleosporales, Periconiaceae. The record is from the annotation of a GenBank genome assembly.
UUCGCCACUACUACAACACCAAAUUACACCUUCAAUCCAGUCCGCGUCUUUCUAUCUAGGCCCAUAAGGUGCGAGAUAGUUAUGGAGGGAACAGACUCUAUAAAGCCAUCCCCCACAACGUGGAUUCUCCGCCUCAAAGCUCGCAAGACAACCAUCUUCUUGCACGUCGACCCCCUCCAAACCUUCGCGUCCAUCAAGUCGCAGCUCCACACCGCACUGUCCGAAACCUACCUCCUCGACCCAGAAACAAACAAAAACGUCGAACUCCCCGCAUCACCUUCGGAAAUCCAGCUCGGCCGACCGAUUGACCGCAUGGACCCCGAUGGUGGUUUUGUGCUGGGCGAAUGGGAGAUCGCGCCUUCGGACGAAGACGAGAGCGAGGCUGGAAAAAGCAAGGGCAAAGCAAAGCCCAAGAAAAAUGAUGCUGGGUUUGGUAGUGUAGUGAAGGACUGUCCCAAGGGCGCCGGACUGAAAGAUCGCGAUGUGCUCGUGUUUCGAUGGCCCGGCGAUGGUACAGGUUGGGAGGAUGAAGAGGAUGAUCCGAAGAACCGUAUGUGGGGCGUGAAGUUGGCCAGCUUCGAAGACAGCUAUGGAGUGCAGAAUGAGGCGGAUCUGGGUGCUGGAGGGGAGUUCGAGGGCUGA